Messenger RNA from Knipowitschia caucasica, 876 nucleotides. NCBI's taxonomy places the organism in Eukaryota, Metazoa, Chordata, Actinopteri, Gobiiformes, Gobiidae. The record is from the annotation of a GenBank genome assembly.
AUGUUUCUUCUUCUACCCCUUUCACUUCUGGUUCAGAAAGUUUUGAUAGCUCCAGCUGUGGGCUCCGAGCUGGACCCCUGCUCCGCCUACAUCAGUCUGAACGAGCCCUGGAGGAGCACAGAGUACCAUGUGAACCAGUCCAACAGCCCCCUGUGUGACUCCCAUGUGUCGGGGGAGUGGUACCGCUUCACUGGGAUGGCUGGAGACGCCAUGCCCACCUUCUGUGUCUCCGAGAACCACUGUGGCACCCACGCCCCCAUCUGGCUGAACGGCAGUCACCCUGAGCUGCAGGAUGGCGUGGUGCGCAUGUCUGUGUGCGCCAGCUUCAACGGAGACUGCUGCCGCUGGAGCGCUCCUGUGGAGGUCAAGGCCUGUGCUGCGGGGUACUUUGUGUACAAGCUGCCCAAGCCCUCCAUCUGCUUCCACGCCUACUGCGGACACUUCUAUGAUAUCUGUGAUGAGGAGGAGUGCACGGCCCCCCUCUGCCCCAGGCCCCAGUGUCUGUGUGCUGCCGGGACCGUCCUGGGACCGGACAGACAAACAUGCCUCGAUGUGAACGAGUGCGAGGAGCGGAACGGUGGCUGCUCUGAGAGGUGCAUCAACACGAAGGGCUCUCGUCGCUGCGAGUGCGACGCCGGGCGCGUGCUGGCGGAGGAUGGACUCCACUGCGAAGAGACGGCGGGUUGUCAUGUUAACAACGGAGGCUGCACUCACGACUGCUCCGCGCUGCAGGACCGCCACCGGUGUCACUGUCCCCGCGGACUGGAGCUGAGCCAGGACCAGCGCACGUGUCAGGGUGGGUGUCCAAGUGUGAGACAGCCAAAGAAAAGGAGUGCAAUUUACAGCUUUAGAAUGAGCCAGCCCCGAGUGGAAUAA